This is a messenger RNA of Coniosporium apollinis CBS 100218, 2037 nucleotides long. RefSeq lists its product as uncharacterized. Gene Ontology annotation, cellular component: Golgi apparatus. Bases 1 to 2037 code for a protein of 678 amino acids. Gene Ontology annotation, biological process: endocytosis; intra-Golgi vesicle-mediated transport; endoplasmic reticulum to Golgi vesicle-mediated transport. The record is from RefSeq and is a predicted model, not a curated record. NCBI's taxonomy places the organism in Eukaryota, Fungi, Ascomycota, Dothideomycetes. Gene Ontology annotation, molecular function: protein binding; GTPase activator activity. The transcript has 4 exons.
AUGUCCUCGGCGCUCAGCAAACGUCAACAGGCGCGCAAUGAGCGCACGCUUCAAGACUUGAUCAAGACCGUACCCGGCAAUGACAGGUGCGCAGACUGCGGCGCUCGGAAUCCAGGAUGGGCAAGCUGGAGUCUCGGUAUCUUCCUCUGCAUGCGCUGCGCGGCACUGCAUCGCAAGCUCGGGACACACGUAUCUAAGGUCAAGUCCUUGAGCAUGGACAGCUGGAAUAAUGAGCAGGUGGAUACCAUGAAGCGCAUGGGCAACGCAGCGUCCAACCGCCUCUUCAACCCUCAGAACGCGAAGCCCGCCAUUCCGAUUGACGUCGAUGAGGUCGAUGGAGCUAUGGAGAGGUACAUCAGACAGAAAUAUGAGCAUCAAGCCUUCAAGGGUGGUGCUGGGCCUGGAGCACGGCAUGAUACUGGAAGCACAAGUUCGGCGGAGGACCGGCCACCACCAUUGCCACCAAAGCCGGGCAAAAGAUUUGGUUUCGGGCUGCGCGCGGCUUCCUCGACGUUCCCUCUUUCCAGACACGAGAAGACGGCCCGGCCUAUUCCUCCUGACCCGGCGGAAUUGGGAGUGGAACAGUCGCCGCCUCGAGUGAACAAACCUUCUCGGGUGUUUGGUGCCAACGUGGGCAACAGCGCGGUUGACUCGGACUCGAAAUUGGCGACACUACGUGAGAUGGGAUUCCCGGACGAGAAACGGAAUUCGACGGUACUCAAAGGCUUGAACGGGAAUCUGGACAAGGCAGUAGAGGCGCUGAUACGGCUUGGAGAGCGCGACAAGAGCCCGUCAAGGGGGCAGGCACCCGCUCCCGUACCCAAGGAUGCCAAUGUGAAUGGUAUAACGAUUGACCGGACGCGACGGGCGCCGACUGUGGGCCAGACGAACAAUCCAUUCGAUCAGUUAGGCGCCCCCGGAGAUCAGCAACAACCACAGGCAGUCUUGUCUACUCAGCGGCCAAUGGCUAGUAAUGCCGUUUACAGCGCUCCCACAUCCCCUACAAACCCGUACAAUCCUUUUCUACCACUUGUACAACCGCCCUCAACAUUUCAAACGCCGCUCGAGCAGUCUUUCCAGACUAUGCAGAUCUCUCAGCAGCCGCAGCAACUGUUUCCCCACUCGACGGGGGGUUACCAAUACCAUGGCCAGCAGCAGCAUAAUCCGUUCUUACAGCCAUUCACGCCUCCGCCGAUGCCAGAGAUACCCUUGCAAUACAGCAAUCAUGCACCUCAAGCCGCGUUUUAUCAGACAGAAGGACAAUACCAGCAACCACAACAAGCGCAGAUACAGUCCAGCAAUCCCUUCCUUCGAACCUCACGGUCCCAGAUCUUUACCUCCACCAACCCGUUCAACAUCCAACAGCCAGCGCCCAAUACGGGCUUUGCGCAAGCACCACAGCAGCCGCAGCAGCAGCAGUACAUGGCACCGAACCAUCACCAGCCACCCCAGCCGACCCAACCCUUCCAACAAGCUCCUCCGCAAGCCUCCUACGCACAACCACAACCCCAACCACAAUUCCAGGACCCCACCCAGCAGCAUCAACAGAACCUCGCCGCCUUCCACCAAAACCACCAGCCUUCCCAAGCGCCACCAACACACGCACCCCAGCGCUUCGACAAGACCUCCAUCCUCGCUCUCUACAACUACCCCCACCUCGCGCCUACACGACCGUCUGAAAGCACCUCAGCCAUAUCCGAAGAUGCCGCUGCGCCCUCGCCCGCUAGGGGCCACGCCAAGCAGCGCAGCGUCACGAUGCCCGUCACAGCUACACCGACAUCAGCGGGCGCUGCGGCGGGAGCGGGGCCGGGGAGUCUGAACCCCUUCGCGUCUGCCGGCGGCGGUGGCGGCGCAGCAGCAGCAGCAGGUGUAAAUGCCGCAUACGCCACGGGCGCGGCGGCGGGUGGUGGUGAUGGUGCAAACGGCGCCAUGGGCGGCAGACACGUCAGUAACGAGAGCGUGGACUUCGCGGGGCUGAUGAAUGGACGACACAGUCCUGAUGCUUUCGCUGGCUUGAGCUCGAGGUUUGUGCGGUGA